AUGGAGGAAGUCAAAAUGGAAGGUUCACUCCUGGAUGAUGAUCCCGUUUCUGAUGAUCCCACUCGUUUUUCAUCGUUUACCCCCGCUACAUCGGUUCAUGAAGCAGCCGGAGCCAAGCACGGAAACUCCCUUCACGACAGAUUCACUGCUCUCGCAUCCCCUUCAUCUGGAAGUAGAAGAUUCAAGUUGGAAAUCACAACCAGCAAUUUUGAUUUUCUUUCGACUUGUCCUAUGGAGUCCACGACUAGAAACCGCGAACAAAAUAAUGGGUCUUUGCUUGGAAACUCCGAGAACCGCAUUGGAGCGUUCAACAUGGCGUCAAGGGAGCUCCAGGACAAGCCAGAAUCUGAACACGAGAACAAACCCCCUUCAAGCGUCAAAUCUCCUGGCUCUUAUAAACUUAAUCCACUUGCAUCCACAUUUGAUGCUUCAGCCAAGAAGCAAUUCACUUUUUUAAAAUCCUCAUCUGAGUUCACGCCCACUAAGAGUCAAAUCAAUCCCUUUACAUCUCCAUUGGAGCAUACACCAACCAAGGCUCAAUUCAACCCAUUUGCCCCUCCAUUUGAUUUUACACCAACAAAAGUUCAAACUGAGACCACCUUGACGAGGACAAAAGCUGGAGCUGAUACUCAAGCGCAUCUACGCGAAUACAAACCCCCUAUAGAUGACAAUCAUGCCAGUAAAAUAACAAGCCAUUUCGACUUGGGAAAGGAAGUUUCAAUUGCUCGAUCUACUGGUGAAGAGAGCAACGAAAGCACGAAAUUUAAAAUUGACGAGGGAGCAACGUAUGAGCGCUCUGCGAGGAUGGAAGAAGGCAAUAACUCUCCGAACACGGAGUCCGAGGAUUCAGAUGAAAGCUUUGAGUUUGCACCUGAAAUAGAGGAGGAAGAGGAGUUUGGAGAUAUUAAAUUUAAGCAACUGGUUGAGGAUCGUUGGAGGUUUUGUCUCGAGGAAGAAACUAGCACAAAAGACAUGAUUACAGAUCCCGCGAAGGGAUUUGACGACCCUGGAUUUAAAACGAUUCCAGAUACUAUUAAGUCUAGAUACCCCCAAAUGGCUACGUUUCUAGCUACACUUGUUAUCCAAGAAACUGCAGCCAGUCUUAGUAAUGAUACACCUCCAUUGCCAAUCUGGAGCGGAAAACCCGAAGUCUGCGCUAAAAUACAGGCUGUUCCCAUCCAAAAAACUAUUUCGCCAGAGGUUGAACACAUCGAGGCGGGUUUAUAUCAAGGGUUACCGAUAAUCAACGCUAUCGCUAGGACGGGGGAAUCCCUCGAGCAGCCUGGAACCUGUGUAGGUGUAUCACCAUCUAGCAGGUGUUCUAGUGCUCUCCACUUGAAUCGACAAGCGGCAGAGGAUUCUCAUGACCGUAACCUUGAGAAGGUCAAAGGUUCUGCGGAAGAAACAAAAACCGAGCAGGUUUUAAGGCAUCGAGGUCAUUUCGAGAAACCUAUAGCCUUGGCUGAAGCCCCGAACGGCAAGAAAAUUAACCUAGGUGUUUCAAGUAGAGAUGAUGAAAUGAUAAUUUCGCAGCAGGAUAGUAAAAAAAAUUUGGUAGAGAACCUUACGACAAGUGAUGAUGGAUUCUUUAGAGAUUCUGAGGCUGGUUUCAAUCUACGCACCCCAAUCUCUCGACGUAGCUCCAUGUCAAGCGAGGGGAGUAUAACGUUUUCUUUGAGAGAGGAUUCUAUAUCAGGAAAAGAAUCGGAGAAGACAGGAAGGUCUUGUUUUGAGGAUGCGGAAAGAUCAAGACGUUCACCAGGUCCCAGUCCAAGCCCUAAACGGGGGUUUAACUUAAAUUCUUCAGCGGCUAGACCAAGAAGUUUCGACCCAUUCAAUUUUGAACCAAGAAGAGAUGAAAAUGCCAAUGAUCCGAAGAUUGUGACUGAAGACUGGCUUAGUCAACUCUCUUUUUCUUCGGAAAACGACAAUAUUGUUCUCCCAACGGGUCGGCCUUCAGUACUUGCUCGCAUACAUUCCCGUGGGAGUGUUUGUGAUGAUGAUGAGAGUGAUUCUGAUGGUGUUGCACCUGGGGAAUGGAUCAAACCAAUUGAGUUGAUUAAGAAAGAACCUCCCAAGCUCAAGACGGGGGAUGAAGCACUCAUGAAAGAUUCCCUUGGAGGAUCCUUCAAAGAAACUGCAUCUAGUCGCGGCUCAAGAAGACCUGGGCAAUAUGAUGGACCUCCACGACCGCAGUCCACAACUCCGCAAAUUGGUUCCCAGUUCGACAAAUUAUGCGAGAAAGAAAAGGAAAUUGUUGCAUGGCGCGAGAAAGGCAUGAUACCAACAACUUUGGGAGAUAAGAAAACUAUCACCUCGCUCACCGAAGGUAAGCAGGAACAAAUGGAUUUGGUACCACAACGUCAAAGUGUUCUAUUCACAUCGCCAUAUGGAAGGAUCGGCGAAGAUAGCCUCAAGAAUAAAAGCCAUAAGAUGCCAGCUAUCUCAUUGCUGAGCGUUCACCGUGGGGGUUCUAGUCGUGGUUCUAGUCGUGGUUCUAGUCGUGGUGGUUCUGCUAUUAAAUCGCAAAAAGAGUCCGUUAUUAGCGAUGUUUCAGCGAGAUGGCAGAGAUUCACCGACAAGCCCGGUUCGAUAACUCAAGAAUCUCUGUGUCUCGUAGAUAACCGAGCUCAGACUGUACCAAUUGCUCCUGAAACAGCUCCGGAAAAAGCCCAUGAAGCAAAGCAAGAUCCCUUUGAAGCCAAAAGUGGAACCUUCACGGACAAGCGGUUUGCCACCAAAAAAUCUUUUUACCAAGAAGCGAUGGCGAAAGAGAAUCUCGAUAGGAAGACGGCGGAGGCAUUGGAGGCACUCAUUAAGGACUCGAGGGAUGAUGCGCAGAGGAAAUCGCGCAAAGUUCAGAUGGGUGGGAAAGCAGGAAGGCUCAGGCCCGUCGGCCUUCAAGUUGCCAAUGUUAUUGUCAAAACGAAUGCAAAAGGCGAGAGGGAAUGGACUGUUGAACGACCAACAGUGAGGCAGUUUGAGGAGGAAGUGCCAAAGAUGGAGGCCGAUGAGAACUUGCCCAGGAGACAAGGAAAGCGUCGCUUUUAA
Molecule: messenger RNA, 3051 nt
Organism: Morchella sextelata
Lineage: Eukaryota; Fungi; Ascomycota; Pezizomycetes; Pezizales; Morchellaceae
Exons: 7
Coding region: 1-3051 (1016 amino acids)
Source: RefSeq, a predicted model, not a curated record